Gambusia affinis (western mosquitofish) is the source of this 1428-nucleotide messenger RNA. It is a transcript of the gene atp6ap1la, whose product is annotated as ATPase H+ transporting accessory protein 1 like a. The transcript has 9 exons. The record is from RefSeq and is a predicted model, not a curated record. Gene Ontology annotation, cellular component: proton-transporting V-type ATPase complex. NCBI's taxonomy places the organism in Eukaryota, Metazoa, Chordata, Actinopteri, Cyprinodontiformes, Poeciliidae. Bases 16 to 1077 code for a protein of 353 amino acids.
UUAGGUUGUGCUGGGAUGGAAAGGGAAUGUUUACUGGGAUCACUAUCUGGUCAGAACAGCAAUGGCUUCUCUGUGGAAACAUUUCUGCAUCCUGGUCCUUCAUCUGCAUUCAUCUGCCUCGUUCCAGCAGCGACCUGCCAGCAGUUCGGCUCCAGAGCUUUGCAGGUAAAGACCCAACAGGCUGCACUGGGCUUUAAUUUGCUGAAUUUCAUGACGAUAAGAUGCUCAGCAUCUGAAGUCAGAGAUGAAGGAAGCAAAACGACGAUGAGAAACGAAGAAAACUCUUUUUUCACCGGGGAACCGGAGAAUCCUCAGGUUUCACAGAGAAAGCUGCUCCAAGCAGCAGGAGCUGCUCUUCCUUUCUCUCCUCUCAAGGUGUUGUCCAACGGAGAGCCGUGUAUUUUGUUCCAGGCGAGGAAACUUUCUCUGCGCUUUGAGAAGCAGAGACCCGUGGACCUGACGGAGCUCACCUUCUCUCCUCAGAAGCUUGUCGAUACGACGGAGUCGCUCUGCCAGCAGGACAAAGCCACGCUGGUCAUGAGGUUUGGAGACGUGGAGGAGCUGAGAGGAUUAUCAAUCAGAUUUCAGCUCUCCAACACGUUUUACGAGUCCUCGGGUCAGUGGUGGUUCUCCGUGGACCGGGUCUCUGUUUCAUACAACACUUCUGAGGAGGUUGUCUUCAACGCCACGGAUGUUUACGCUCCGGCCUCAUCCUCCUACCGCUGCCUCCAUGUCAGCAGCCUGCAGAGAUACAGUGGUCUGUUACUGCCGAGCACUGAGCAUGCACAGCGCUGGGCCGUCACCUUCAUCGACUUCCAGAUCCAAGCAUUCAACAUCAGUGAAGGGAGGUUUUCUCCUGCGAGCGACUGCACCACAGUCCUGACCCCGGCCAUCCUGAUGGGCCUCAUCACCUCCCUGAUCCUGCUGCUGGUUCUGGCCUACGCCCUGCACAUGGUCGUCCACCUGAAACACAUCGAGCACGACGACGACCAAAAACCUGACAUCUACUUCCCUCAGAGCCCAGAGCAGCUGGACCACUGCUGCGAAGAAAGCUCCACCGAGAAGAACGUGAUGUAGGACGAAAAGAACGUUCCUGAAACAGAGACAGAGUUGUGAUGACCCAUGGAGUAACGUGCUUUCUGCUCAGGAUUUCAUUUUUAAGGAAAUCAUUUUGUUAAUUAUUCUUGUAACACAUUUUAUACAAAUAUUAAUGGGAAAAAAUUAUCUUUCUUAAAUGAGCUUUUCCAAGUGUUAGUUGCAACAAAUAAUUGUUUAGGUUUCACUUCAACAAUAGAAAAAACCAGCAUGUUACGGGUUUUCUGCCUGCAUUUUGUGGUGUCUGGAUUCUCCUGCUUCCCUCAAACAGCUCAAAAAUGUUCAUGUGAAACCAGCUGGUUACUAUAAACUUUAGGCACUUUAUGAUCUGAG